UUAAUUUAUCAGUUUGUAUUUUCUAAGAAGUAAUUUCUCAUUUUAAUUGCAUAGUUUUAAUCAAAUGGAUGGUUGGAUGGAUGAUUCAUCAUGGUUACUCUUUCACUUUCGAGCAGCAUAAAAGAUAUUGAAAGAGGACCGGUCGAAUAAGAAGCAUAUGUAAAAGUUAGUUUUAGUUUCAAGGAUUUCUUCCAUUGGCACAGCGCAGGAUCGGAUUCCAUAAUCCAAUAGCCAAAUACGCAAAUAUGGGGUUAUAAUUAAUGUGGAAUACUAAAACUAGCUAGCUGGAGUGGGGAAAUUUAUUCAGAUGAGACGAUAAACACAAUGUCUAGUGGUAGUAGCAGCGGCAGAAGGAUAAUACAGGAGUUGACUGUUCAGGUUCUGAACUUGUCUCCCAAGGUCACUGCUGCUGACCUUGAUCACUUCUUCUCUUAUUGUGGAAACGUCCAGGAACUCUGCAUCUUCAGAAAUAAAGACCAGUCCUUCAGUCAGUACUCUGCUUUAGUGACAUUCGCCCACCCUUUUGCUUUUCAAACUGCUCUUCUCCUUGAUGAUGCCAUCCUCGCAGACCAACCAAUUCGCGUAUUGCCUGCCCUGGAUUUAGCAAUUCCUAUUAUUUCUGAUGAUGACUACGCCAGCAGUACCACUCUCCAGAGGAAAAAGAUCCAAUCAAAAAAGGAAGGAAUAGGAUUCAUCCCGAUACUGCAGAAUAUAGCUUCUGAAAGCAUUGACAUAUUGAACAAGAGCAAAGACAUGUUGGAGGAAAACUACAAGGUCUCAGCUGCCAGAGGUAGAGCGGUGGUGGAGCACACAACAUCAGCAAUAUCAUCAAUCAUCACCAACCACUCUAACUCUAUACCAACCAGCGCAGCAGAUUGGCUGUCUGAUGUAAUAGACAAGGCCUCCAAGCGUGCCUCUGGAUCUCACAACUAAGAAGACCGACAACCUCAACUCCAGAAAGUAGAAAUGAAUUCACCCUCCUCUACCUGCUUCCGCCUACCUACCCACCUAUUGCACUUGCACUUAUACUGAUUAAGGAUGUGCUUCUUUUUUCUUUUUUCUGUUUUUUCAUUUCGUUCGCUGGUUUUAAAAGCAUAACAUACAGAAACUCUUAAAACUUAUGCUUAUAUGAGUUUAUGAGACUUUUUAAUAUUUUGGAUGAAGUAUAAUGUGAUGUACUUAGACAAUGAGAAUUCUGGUUAAAGAAUUUUUAUGGAGA
This is a messenger RNA of Ziziphus jujuba (common jujube), 1219 nucleotides long. RefSeq names its product protein vip1. The transcript is spliced from 4 exons. Bases 325 to 933 code for a protein of 202 amino acids. The record is from RefSeq and is a predicted model, not a curated record. Lineage: Eukaryota; Viridiplantae; Streptophyta; Magnoliopsida; Rosales; Rhamnaceae. Gene Ontology annotation, molecular function: RNA binding.